CGGGUCUCCGUCUUCCUUUUUGGCUCCUCCUUUUCUUCUUCGUCCUCCUUUCUUGCCUGGUUCUUUACUUCGUUAAAUUAACUUCCCAUUUUCUCAUUUCUUAAUUCUCUGUCAAAACGCCAUGUCUGGAAGAGAAAUUCUCCACAAAAUGAAGGUGAAGGCUUUUGGUUCAUCAACAGCUGAUACAGGGAAAGGGAAAGGCAAAAUGUCAAAGCAUAUAACACAUGGUUUUCAUUGGGUGAAGGGAAAAUCAAAUCAUCCCAUGGAAGAUUAUGUUGUUUCAGAAUUCAAACAAUUAAAUGAUAAUGAGUUGGGUUUAUUCGCAAUAUUUGAUGGUCAUUUGGGUCAUGAUGUUGCAAAAUACCUGCAAACUCAUCUGUUUAGUAAUAUCUUGAAAGAGGGAGACUUUAUGACUGAAACAGAAGAUGCAAUAAAAAGAGCUUAUCACUCAACAGAUGCUGAAAUAUUGGAUCAAACAGUUCAUCUGGGCAGAGGAGGCUCAACCGCGGUAACUGCAAUACUGAUUAAUGGUCAGAAACUGGUAGUAGCAAAUGUAGGAGAUUCUCGAGCUGUAAUAUGCAGGAAUGGUGUGGCCACACAACUAUCUGUUGAUCAUGAACCAAGCAAGGAAAAGCGGAUGAUUGAGAGACGUGGUGGAUUUGUAUCAAACCUUCCAGGGGAUGUCCCCCGUGUCGAUGGGCAGUUAGCUGUAGCCCGGGCAUUUGGUGAUAGGAGUUUGAAGUUACACCUUAGUUCAGAACCAGAUGUCAAGAUAGAGAUGAUUAACGAUGAUGUAGAGUUCCUCAUUCUUGCAAGUGAUGGGAUAUGGAAGGUGAUGUCAAACCAAGAAGCGGUGGACACAAUCAAACAUUUAAAGGAUGCUCAAGCAGCAGCAAAACGCUUGAUAGAAGAGGCAAUUUCGAGGAAAAGCAAGGAUGAUAUAUCUUGCAUAGUCGUGAAGUUCAAUUAAUACUCUCUGUGUUAGCCAAGUUUCAUAUUUGCCCUUAAUUAUAGUGCUAAACGUGUGUGUAUGAUGCCCUGCAUAAAUUCGUUCUCAUUUCUAGCUGUAGAAUUUUUUGGCCCUUGCCAGGACAGAUGGUGAAAAUGGUUGCUUAUUGCUUGAAAUUCUUCCCUUCUUUUUCUCAGAAUCAAGGAUUACUCAGGAGGAAUAAUAGAUCAAAAGGGCUACCACCAACGUUGGGCCAAAUAGGCCCUGUAUUUGAGUCUUUUGGGUUUACUUGGUGGCCCAUAGACCAAAAUUAACGGCUCAAGAUACCCUUGUUUAUUAUACAAGCCCAAAGUGAUUUGACCAAGAGACAGGAAGGUGGCCCAACAGGAUAAGCA
Messenger RNA from Rubroshorea leprosula, 1344 nucleotides. NCBI's taxonomy places the organism in Eukaryota, Viridiplantae, Streptophyta, Magnoliopsida, Malvales, Dipterocarpaceae. The record is from the annotation of a GenBank genome assembly.